Molecule: messenger RNA, 2693 nt
Organism: Thunnus maccoyii (southern bluefin tuna)
Lineage: Eukaryota; Metazoa; Chordata; Actinopteri; Scombriformes; Scombridae
Gene: rgs14b
Product: regulator of G protein signaling 14b
Exons: 15
Coding region: 93-1835 (580 amino acids)
Biological process (GO): signal transduction
Molecular function (GO): GTPase activator activity
Source: RefSeq, a predicted model, not a curated record
CAAAGCUGUUAAUUAACCCUGACCUAUAAACCGUCAGCACACAUUUUGUCACCUCUCUCGUCUUGCCCUGAGUGUGUCUGUUUUCCCUGAAAAUGGUAGCUUUCAAAGGACUUUAUCACAGCUUCUUCCACCUGGCAAAAGUUGCAGCACGAAAGCAAUUCAGAAAACAUGACAAAUGGUGCGUCAUAACCACCAGCAAGGGUGACGAAAAGAUCCAGGCAGUGUCAGACGGAGAGUUGAACAUGUCUGCGCGGGGCUGUGGAGGCAGUAGCUCCAGCCUUCCUGGGACUCCAGGCGGAGAGGGUGGCCCAGCCGGUGUGUUGAGCUGGGCUGUGUCAUUUGAAAAGCUGUUGGAGGACCCCUAUGGAGUCAGCUACUUUACGGCCUUUCUGAAAUCUGAGGUGAGUGAGGAGAACAUUUUAUUCUGGCAGGCUUGUGAAAAGUUCAGGAUGAUUCCAGCCACCUCCUUGAAAGAGCUAAAGACGGCAGCUCGCUUCAUCUACAACAAAUACCUGUCUGAAAGUGCUCCCUAUUCGGUCAACAUCGAUGACACAGCCAAGACAGAGGAGAAGGACCUGGAACAGCCCACACCUGAGAUGUUUAACAAGGCUCAAGCACAGAUAUUUAAGCUGAUGAAGAUGGACAGCUACAGGCGCUUUGUGCGCUCUCCUCUCUACCAGAACUGCACCCUGGCAAGUGUAGAAGGCAAGCUUCUACCUCAGCUCUCUUUAGAACCGGUCCGCAUGGGAUCCUUGGAGGACAUGGCCAACAGAAGCCCCUCCUUAAGUGACAAGAAGAACAAGAACAGCUUGCAAAGUGGCAAGAGUGCCUCAGAGAAACAGCGACAGAAAAGAGGAUCCUGGGGAGAGUCCCAUAUGCCCGUCAAGUCUACCAGCAGUGUGGAGCUUGGCACCCUCUACAGGCAGAUUGAGAAUGGCCGAUCAAGUCCCCGCUCCUUAGAUGUGAGCGGUGGAGUUGGGAAUCGGUUCGGGGGCUACUGCUGUGUCUACUUACCUGAUGGCAGUGCCUCUCUGGCCCCCACACGUAAUGGCCUGCCCAUCAGAGACAUGCUGGCCAGCCUAUGUGAGAAGAGAGGCUUCCCGCUGAAAGAUGUCAUCAUCUACCUUAAGGGCAAGGACAAGCCCUUAUCACUGGACCAGGAUUGCAGCGUACUGAGAGAUCAGCAGGUCACUCUAGAGCUUAGGGUGACGUUUAUGCUGGAGAAUGCCUUCACUGGUAAGACAGUGGGCAUUAUGGCAAAGUCCAGUAAGACGCUGCAGGAUGCGCUCUAUGCGGUGCUGCAGAAACACCACCUUAAGCCACAAGAGGCCCUGGUCACCCUGGUCGGAAGCGACGAGUCCGUGAACAUGAACGACACUGUGUUCAGACUGGUCAAUAAGAAGUUACGGCUUGACACAACCAAAGCAGGAAGAGACCAAAGCAACACUUCCAGAGCCAGUGGUAAUGCUGCAGCCGCACAGGCAGGAGCAAUGAGUGCAACUGGUCUGGAGGCCCGAUCGUCGCCGCAGAUGGACAGAGCCAAGCAUCAGCCCAAGCCCAGUAAGAACCGCGACCUAGAUGGGUUACUGGACAUGCUGUCGAGGGCUCAGUGCAGCAGGGUCGAUGACCAGCGAGGUCUUCUAACCAAAGAACAGCUGGAGAUUCCUCAAUUCCUGCAGCUGCCCCCAGACCAGGGACAAGAAGCACAGCCAGACAGGUCCAGUACAACCAAACCCUCCACUGAAGACUCCAAAGAGAAAUCAGAAGACAAGACGUCAUCAACUUCUAGUUCAGCUGGAGCUCAACCCAAAGACUUGAGGGAAACGACACUCUGAGAGACUUUUUCAUUGUGUAUGGGAUGGACAAAGACAUGAACAGAAACUACAAUCUUGCAACAACGGGUUGCCAAUCAUGUCAAAGGACAGAAACUAAUUUUUAGUGAAAAAAAAGCACUUUUUAUAAUUGUUUACAAAUAAGCUCCGAAUCAGCAGUAUGCUCCCAUCUUUGCCACUAGAAAUUGACCUCUUGAGGCAAAAUGUAAAGAAGAGAGAUCAUGGCAAGCAUUUAUAGUGUCAUUUUAAAACACUAAACAUCCAUAUGGGGUAAAAUGUUUGCUAUGAAUUGUUUAAUGUAUCCAAAAAUGUUUAAAAAUAAUUUUUAGCUCAGCGGUUAAGCCAGAAAAACCAGUGUGUUUGCUUUAGUUUUCCCUGAUGUUUAAAUGCUGUACAGUUUGCAGUUCACAUUGCUUCUACUUUUCACAAUCUCACAUUGCCGUCAUGCUUUUCUUUGCACUCUAAGCUAGAACAUGGUUCUGCACAGGGCUGUCCAGAAGGGGAUUUGAAGUGUGUUGUUAAAUUUCGUCCAGUUUUGUUUUUUUUUUUUUCAUUUCAGUUAAGAUUAUUGAAUAUUUUACAAAGAUAAGUUUUAAUAUUUUAAAUGACCAUUUUUCAUUUUGUUUGCUUGCUUGUGAUUUUCAAACGUGUGUUUGUGGUACUUUAAAAAUGCAUUUAGUUUGUUGUGAUGGCACUUUGAAAAACCCUGGUCAAGUCCUGUUUUCCUGUCACCUCAUACAUCUCAGGGUCCUGAUCAUUAAUUAGUAAUGUGAUAUUACAGGGAGUAAAUCAGUUGUGAUACUCAAAAAUAUCUAACAGGGUGUAUCAAAAAGAAUUAAAGUGUUUAAUAGUGAAAUAUGA